AUAGUGUACAGUCGAUUGGCUUUUCUUUCUCCCGCCUGGCCUGAGGGUUUAAGCAAACUCCAUUACCUCCUCCCUUCUGCAACUUAGGGUUUCAAUCUCCUUUUUUUCCUUGAAUGUCAACUUAGGGUUGAAAUCUCUUAGGUUAGGAUUUCCCGUGUUUUCUUUCUACUAGCGUUUCAUCACGCUCUCAUUCAUCUCUCUCAUUCUAGGGUUUUUCUCGAGGUUUAAGCCAUUCUCAUUCCCCUGGUCUUUUCUGCAGGUUUCAGUGAGUUGUUGUUCUCCUAGGGUUUUCAGAUAUCCAUUCUCCUUAGUUUCUCUUUUUCUUCUUCUGUCCAACCAGAGCAUUGUAAAUAUGAGCUUCUCGGCCUUUAAGCUUAUGCACUGGGCCACUGCUGUGGAGAACUGUGCAUCUGGCUAUAUAACACAUUCUUUCUCAGAUUUUGCAGCGAGUGUGCCUGCAAUUCAGAAUGAUGAUCCUGAUUCGGAAUGGGACCAGCCUCCUGUUAAAGCUAGAAUUGGGCCAAUCCCCAACCUCGUGAUCUCUGCUGCCAAUGUGCUUGAGGUAUAUGUAAUUAGGGUCCAGGAGGAGGAUUCUAAGGCAUCAAGGCAUUCUGGUGCUUCGUCUGGGUCUAAGGGUGGAGGUGUAGUGGCUGGAGUCUCUGGUGCCUGGCUGGAACUUGUUUGCCAUUACAGAUUGCAUGGUAAUGUGGAGACAAUGGCAAUUCUAUCUGCUGGCAGUGAUGAUGGUCGUAGAAAAAGGGAUUCCAUAAUUCUUACCUUUAAAGAAGCAAAAAUUUCUGUUUUAGAGUAUGAUGAUUCACUCCAUGGGCUUCGUACAAGUUCCAUGCACUGUUUUGAGGGUCCUGAAUGGCAGUAUCUGAAAAGAGGGCGGGAGAACUUUGCAAGAGGUCCCUUGGUGUAUGUUGACCCACAAGGCAGGUGUGGUGGCGUUCUUAUUUGUGACAGCCAAAUGCUAAUACUCAAAGCUUCUAAGGCGGGCUAUGGUUUUGUUGGAGAUGAUGAUGCUAAUGGCCCCACCGGAACUGUCUCUAUACGGAUUGAAUCUUCCUAUGUGAUUAGCCUUCGUGAGCUUGACAUGAAACAUGUAAAAGAUUUUGUAUUUGUUCAUGGCUAUAUUGAGCCUGUUAUGGUAAUUCUUCAUGAAAAGGAGCUGACUUGGGCUGGGCGUCUCUCAUGGAAGCAUCACACAUGCAUGAUUUCGGCAUUUAGUAUCAGUACAACCUUAAAACAGCACCCGCUCAUAUGGUCUGCCAGUAAUCUUCCUCAUGAUGCUUAUAAGCUCCUUAGUGUGCCUUCUCCAAUUGGCGGUGUGCUUGUGAUAUGUGCCAAUUCUAUUCAUUAUCAUAGUCAGUCAAUGUCAUGUGCUCUUGCUUUGAACGAUUUCGCGGUUGCUGGGGAGAACAGCCAAGAGAUGCCACGAUCAAAUGUUAAUGUGGAGCUUGAUGCAGCUCAUGCAACGUGGCUGUCAAAUGACGUUGCCCUGUUUUCAAUAAAAACUGGAGAACUGCUCUUGCUCACUUUGGUUUAUGAUGGGAGAACUGUGCAACGACUUGAACUUUCCAAGUCCAGAGCUUCAGUCUUGACAUCGGGUAUCACAACAAUCAGUAAUCACUUCUUCUUCCUUGGAAGCCGUUUGGGAGACAGCCUUCUAGUUCAAUUUAAUUCUGGGGCUUCACAAUCAAUUCUGACUUCGAGACAGGGAAAAGAUGAGGGUGUAGAAAUUGAGGGGGAUGCUCCUGCGGCGAAGAGGUUACGUAGGGCAUCAUCUGAUGUUUCACAAGAUGUAAAUGAGGAGCUUUCUCUGUACGUUUCGGCUCCAAAUAACUUAGAUCCUGCGCAGCAGAAAUCCUUUUCAUUUGCAGUGAGAGAUUCUUUAUUAAAUGUUGGUCCAUUGAAAGACUUCUCUUAUGGCCUGAGGAUCAAUGCUGAUCCAAAUGCUUCAGGAGUUGCCAAGCAAAGUAACUAUGAAUUGGUGAGCUGUUCUGGUCAUGGAAAGAAUGGCGCUCUUUGUCUACUUCAACAAUCUAUCCGUCCUGAAUUGGUUACUGAGGUUGAGCUUACUGGAGUCAAAGGAAUUUGGACCGUCUACCACAAAAAUCCACGCAGCCAUUCAACCGAUUCUUCUAAAGUUGCGGCAGAAGGUGAUGAGUUUCAUGCGUAUUUGAUCAUCAGCCUGGAGUCUCGAACAAUGGUCCUUGAAACAGCUGAUCUUUUAGGAGAAGUCACAGAAAGUGUUGAUUACUAUGUCCAGGGGAGCACCAUUGUCGCUGGCAAUCUGUUUGGCAGGCGGCGUGUUGUCCAAAUCUAUGUGCGAGGUGCUCGUAUUCUUGAUGGUGCUUAUAUGACACAAGAUCUUCCCUUUGGUCAUUCUAGUACUGACUCAACUUCAAACUCCGAGGCGUCAACUGUAUCAUCAGCGUCCAUAGCAGAUCCGUAUGUGCUAUUAAGGAUGGUAGAUGGUAGUAUCCAGCUACUUACUGGAGAUCCUGCUACUUGCACAAUCACUUCAAGUCUUCCAGCAGUCUUUGAAAACUUAUCUGAUCCAAUAACUGCAUGUACUUUUUAUCAUGAUAAGGGACCUGAACCAUGGCUGCGCAAGGCAAGUCCAGAUGCCUGGCUUUCAAGUGGUGUAGCUGAGGCUCUUGAUGGAAGUGAUGGGUCACAACAUGAUCAGGGUGAUAUUUACUGUCUUGUUUGUUAUGAAAGUGGGAGGCUUGAGAUAUUUGAUGUGCCUAGUUUCAAAUGCCUCUUCUCUGUCGAUAGGUUUUUGACUGUUAGGACCCAUCUUUUUGAUGCUCAUCAUCAGGAAUCUUUUAAAGAUCUCCAUAAAGCAAAGAGUUCGUAUUCCGAAGACAGUGAUCAACUUGAGAAAGAAGCUGUGAAGAACAUGAAAGUUGUUGAGUUAUGCAUGCACAGAUGGUCUGGCCAAUAUGGCCGCCCAUUCCUUUUUGCUGGUUUAGCUGAUGGAUCGACGCUUUGUUACCAUGCUUACUUGUAUGAGGGUCAAGAUAACAUGACCAAGUUGGAUGAUUCAAAUUCAGCUGAAAAUGUAGUCGAAGCCAGCAAUACAAGCACAUCUAGACUUCGAAAUUUGAGAUUUAUCCGUGUUUCUUUACAAUCAUUAACGAGGGAGGAAUCACCGGGUGUUGUUUCAUACAGAAAAAUCAUCACGUUCAUGAACAUUGGAGGCCAUCAAGGUGCAUUCAUUGCUGGGUCAAGACCAGCUUGGUUGAUAGUCUGCAGAGAAAGGCUAAGAAUCCAUCAUCAGCUUUGUGAUGGGCCCAUUGUAGCUUUCACUGUUCUUCACAAUGUUAAUUGCAACUAUGGGUGUAUAUAUGUAACAUCACAGGGGUUUCUCAAAAUUUGCCGACUGCCAUCAUGGCUGAAUUAUGACAACUAUUGGCCAGUUCAGAAGAUUCCUUUGAGAGGCACUCCACAUCAAGUUACUUACAUUGCUGAGAAGAAUCUUUAUGCACUAAUAUUAUCCAUUCCGGUAGCCAAACCAUCGAGUCAAGUUCUCACAUCUCUUGUUGAUCACGAAGUCAGCCAUCAAAGCGAACAUGAUAACUUAAAUCCUGAAGAUCUAAAUAGGUCCUAUUUCAUAGAUGAGUUUGAGGUGCGCAUUCUGGAACCUGCAAAAGCUGGUGGUCCCUGGGAAACAAAGGCCACUAUCCCAAUGCAAAGUUCUGAACAUGCAAUCACAAUACGUCUUGUAUCAUUAUCUAAUACUUUAACCAAGGAAACUGAUACACUUUUGGCCGUGGGGACUGCUUAUGUGCAAGGAGAGGAUGUCGCUGCAAGAGGGCGCAUAAUUCUGUACUCUGUUGGACAAAAUGCAGAUAAUCCUCAAAAUUGGGUCACGGAAGUUCACUCGAAGGAAUUGAAGGGAGCUAUCUCUGCUUUAGCCCCCCUUCAAGGUCAUUUGCUGAUUGCUUCUGGCCCAAAAAUUGUCUUGCACAAAUGGAAUGGUACCGAAUUGACUGCUGUUGCAUUUUUUGAUGCCCCCCUAUAUGUUGUGAGCUUAAAUAUUGUGAAGAACUUCAUUCUAAUGGGCGACAUUCACAAAAGCAUAUACUUCCUCAGUUGGAAAGAGCAAGGGGCUCAAUUGAGUUUGCUGGCCAAGGAUUUUGGCUCUCUCAAUUGCUACACCACUGAGUUUCUGAUUGAUGGAAGUACACUUAGCCUUGUAGUUUCAGAUGACCAGAAGAAUAUUCAGAUUUUCUACUAUGCACCUAAAUUGAUGGAGAGCUGGAAAGGGCAGAAGCUACUUCCAAAAGCUGAAUUCCAUGUUGGCUCACACGUGACCAGGCUGAUGCGCUUGCAAAUGCUCCCAACUUCUGAUCGAACCAGUGCAUCUUCAGGAACCGAUAAAACAAAUCGAUUCGCCCUCUUGUUUGGCACUUUAGAUGGGAGCAUUGGGUGCAUUGCACCCCUUGAAGAGCUCACAUUUCGCCGCCUGCAAAUGCUGCAAAGGAAGUUAGUGGAUCGUGUUCCUCAUGCGUGUGGACUAAACCCUCGGGCGUUUAGGCAGUUCAGAUCUAAUGGAAAAGCUCAUAAACCAGGUCCAGAUAAUAUGGUGGACUGCGAGCUUCUUUGCCAUUAUGAGAUGUUGCCUUUGGAAGAGCAGCUGGACAUUGCUCAUCAAAUCGGUACCACCCGUGCCCAGAUCGUGACGAAUUUGAGUGACCUCACUCUUGGUACAAGCUUUCUAUAAAAAUUUGUUUUUACUGGUAUCCCCAAAUAGAACAGGUGACCAACGCAAGCAGGCAACUCUCUCUCUCUCUCACACAGUAAGGAAACAUGGGUUUUCUAGUCAGUGGUUCCUUUCAUCUAAAGCCUAAGCUCGAUGGGAAGACUUGGCUGGUUUGCUUUCAACUCAUUGCACGUCCGUCCCUCCCUCCCUUCCCCCCUCAUUCCUCUCUCUCUCUUCUGUCUCCUCUCUCUCUCUCAUAUCACAGGUUCUUUUCAUCUGAAGUCUGGGUUCAGCAUGGUAAGUGUUCUGAGACGUCUAUAAUUUAUUGUAUAACCACUGUAAGUGGUUGUCCCGAGGGUUGUGAUCCUCUUGGUGCCCUCCUUGUAUGUAGUUUAACAAAGAGACUAGUGUAGAUUAACAAAUGAGACUAGUUGGACAGAAUUUUGACUAUCGGGAUACCUGCCAGGAGAUGGCAUCUGAAAUGCCAGGCUUAAAAGAUAUAUUUAUUAGCUCAAACAUCAUUUUAAAAGUGCUAUGAUAAACUGUUUGUGCUAUUUCCCAUUCA
Molecule: messenger RNA, 5279 nt
Organism: Amborella trichopoda
Lineage: Eukaryota; Viridiplantae; Streptophyta; Magnoliopsida; Amborellales; Amborellaceae
Gene: CPSF160
Product: cleavage and polyadenylation specificity factor 160
Cellular component (GO): nucleus
Molecular function (GO): nucleic acid binding; protein binding
Source: RefSeq, a predicted model, not a curated record